Molecule: messenger RNA, 3974 nt
Organism: Strigops habroptila (Kakapo)
Lineage: Eukaryota; Metazoa; Chordata; Aves; Psittaciformes; Psittacidae
Gene: MZT1
Product: mitotic spindle organizing protein 1
Exons: 3
Coding region: 38-256 (72 amino acids)
Biological process (GO): mitotic spindle assembly; microtubule nucleation by interphase microtubule organizing center; gamma-tubulin complex localization
Cellular component (GO): spindle; centrosome; gamma-tubulin ring complex
Source: RefSeq, a predicted model, not a curated record
GUUCCUUCCGCUUCCGGGUGGGAGGAGAGGAGUCGCCAUGGCGAGCAACGCCGCCAGCCUGAACGCGGUGCGGGAGACCAUGGACGUUCUGUUUGAGAUUUCAAGGAUAUUAAACACUGGCUUGGAUAUGGAGACGUUGUCUAUUUGUGUGCGGCUUUGUGAACAGGGGAUAAAUCCAGAAGCAUUAUCAUCUGUCAUUAAAGAACUGCGUAAGGCUACAGAAGCUCUAAAGGUCGCUGAAAAUAUGACAGGCUGACACAGGAGGAGAUUUCUACGUGAGAAGAAUGCCAGGUCAAAGUUAACAGAGGCCUUGAAGAUUGCCACUGUUCAGAAAAUAAGUGGAAAAGGUGUGUGUGUGAGAAGGUUUCGGAAUAUUUCUGUAAUCUUCUUGAAAAGGAUGAUGUAUAGUAUAACUUUGAAAAGUUUUUUAAUGAGAUAAGUUCAUGUGUAAACUCAUUACUUGGUAUUUUUGUGAACUACUUGUGACUACAGUGCGAUUGCUUGUACAUCUGCUGAACUUACUAGUGUGUAGCAACAAAUAUUGUAUAAUGAGCAUAGCUUGUUAGUGCAUCCUUUCAAAGUGCUAAUAUAUCCUGGGUUUUAUCUCUUGCUUUGAGGAAAAACUACAUAUACAAUUUUAGUUUCAUGUUAUGGACCAGAUAGGAAUGAAGUCCAUCCUGACUGUAUUUUAGUUAGAGUGAGGGUAGUGAUUUAAGUCUUAACCUUAAAGUAAGAAAUAAAGCACUUUUGAUAAUGUAGGUAAUGAAUGGUCCUUUUGAUUCAGAUUGCUGGGAAAAGUGUUGCGGGAGGGGUUUUUUGGGUUUGUUUGGUUUGGUUUGGUUUGGUUUUUAACUUGGAUAACAAAGGAACUUCAGUCAUCCAUGCAGAAAUGUAUGUAAAUUUAAAUGCUAGAUUACAUGGAAUAUUUUAUGGAGUUGAGAGGAUACAUUUGUUACACUUGUUCUGACUACUAGACUUCAAAAUAUUACAGCCGUAUUGCUACUGCGUAGUCAGAGCGUACAUGAGAAGCAUCAGAUUUCGCUGAUGGGAAUCAAUGAGUCUUCAACAGUCAUUUGGUAUAGGAAUGUCUUCUCAUUCAGCACUAGGAAUCUUCACUGAUGCUGAAACAAGUGUUUAUAGUAUAUACAGUGAACUGUUUUAUUGUGUUACUUACCAGUAAAUAUCCUUGCAUCCAGGAGUUCUACUUCAUAAGAAAAUGGGUUUUUGUUGAUUCUUCAUCUGCUACUAUUUAAGCUUUUUUUAUUUUUUUGUUUUGUUUUUGCUAGCAUGGUUUCAAGAUGCAGCGUUAAUGGGACCUAACUUCCAAGGUUAAUAGUUUGGAGCACAUUUGGAAAUGAAUCUGGAAUCUUAGUUAAGCAAAACAUUAUAUUUGUGCAGAGAAAAAGAAGCUCUUUCUGCUUUAAGAGUUUCCAUUGCAUGCAGUCUAGGUCAUAGCUCUACAAAAAGUGAUCAAAGGGGCUAAAUGCUUCAAGUUGCUGGCAGAGAGAAUAGAAAAAUAGUUAUGUUACACUGAAUCAUUUACCAUUAUUUCCGGUUAGGCUGGCCAAAAAAUCAUUCCAGGAAGAUGAUGUGAAAACUUCUGGGAAGUGGUAGAGUCACCAUUCCUGGAAGUAUGUAAAAGAUGUGUAGAUGUGGCACUUAGGGACAUGGUUUAGUGGCGGACUUGGCAGUGUUGGGUUAACAGUUGGACUUGAUAAUCUUAAACAUCUUUUCCAACCUAAAUGAUUCUAUAACCAAGCUGGAAACUUCAAAUGUUCACGAGUGAGCAAAAUGAUACCACUUAAAAAUCCUGUGUACACUGGUGAUGUAACUUCAGAUUUAUAACACUUCAGAUUUAGAAUAUUGGGUGUAACGGUUUUUGAAAAUGCUCAGGUAUCCCUAGUAUGAAAAGAUAUAAGCAGUGAAAUUUAUCGUAGGGAAUCUGAAAAGUCAUUAAAACAUCAUGAAAACGCCAGGUCAGAUCAACACAAAUUAUCAAUUAUCUUUUACACUUAAUUUUAUCUAGACUCAGUUCUGCAUGUCAAAAAUGAGAAAAGACUGGGGAGCAUUCUUGCUGUUUUCAGGCAUCAUGUCUAAGCCUGUGAGUUCUCACUUGUGAAACCUAGACUCCAAAAGUUUUGUGUAAACUAUUGCAAAUGUGCCCAAAAUAAUUAUGAUACCUUACUAGAGUGCAUGUUUCUGCUGGUGCUUUUCCUUCAUUGCCAGAUCUUUGGGCAGUACAGGAAUUCUCAUGACUUUCCUUGAAUGUCAUUCUAUUGAUUACUUUGCUUUUAUGUAUUUCCAGGGUUUUUUCUAACUUACUAGCUUGAUUUUAGUUUUGAUUCUGUGUCCUUGAAAUGCUUAAAACCGGCAUGCAAAUGCAAUAUGAGAACAUUUUAGAUAUAUUUCUUGAUGUUUCUAGUAAGUCGCAUUUCACCAUCAAUAAGCUUACUGUUUUUACGUACUUAGACAUUUGCUGGUAGACCUUUUGCCGUGCAGAAUUAUAGAAGCAGGUCAUGGUUUUGACAUUCAGAAUCCCAAGUUGACAUACAUAAAACAAUGCAUUGUUUCCAUUAUUACAUGGAGCUAAAUGGUAACAAUGGUUAUAUUUAAUAGUUCAUUUACAAAAAUGCAAUCCUGAAGGUUGAAUAUUUAAUGUGUUUGGGCUAAAAGCAGGGAGGAUGUUGUUUCUUAAAACUGGCAGAGCUGAGGUUACCUAGAAAGUUUAUAUACUUUUCCUCAGUGUGCUUGGUGAAGUUUCUUUCAAAAUACUGCAUGGAACAAAUGUGCUUAGGAAUUGGUGUAACAGAACUCAACGUUUGUUUUUGAUUUGGUGUAGCAUCUGCAACAAACACAAGUAAUAUAUUUUUUCUUCCUCCUGGUAAGAAAAAAAGAAGAAAAUCCCUGUAGCAGGGAGUUUCAUACUGGAAAUGUUUCUCUGCUUUAAAAUAAGUCUAUCACUUUGUUAGCAUCCCAGCUAUGUGAACAUGAGCAUUGGUGGUUGAGAAGCCUUGGCUGCAUUUGUAACACACACUGCCUUCUACUACAUUUAACUAAGCAGCUAAGCAAACAGCACAUGCUUUUCCUCUGGGCUCCUUACUUACAUGCUCUUGGAACUCUUGAAAAGAUAAACAUAUGAAUAGCUAUACAGGUCUCAACCAAAAGUUUUUCUAACACAAUAGCCUGUCUUUUAGUCAAAAGCAGCUGCCUGAGGAAGGAGAAGAACAAUGCAAGCACAUUUGGUUCUUUUCCUUCUGUGUUCUCCUGGCUUCCAAGUGUCUUCUAUUCCAGGCUUUCCUGCACAUCAUAUGGUUUGUCUAUUUAGUAAUCCCCAAUGCUUCUUUUUCCAGUACUUGUCCGGUUUCCCUUGGACUGUAUGUGCUUCCUGAAUAACAGCAGCCUUCAUCAGUUGAUGUCUGUUUCAUAAAGAAUUGCUGUUACUUGUUUAUUUUGAACCUGAUUUUCACUAGCUUAGCUUAAUGUUCCCUGCACAGUAAACUCUUACCUACCAUGCUUGUGCCAGUCAUGGUUCUGCAGAUACAUAACAUUCACGUUUAAAUUUCCUCUUCUAAACUGAAAUGCAUUAGUUAAGAGAUUCGUUGGCUAAUCGAAGGCAUGGAGUAGCUUCUGUAUUUACUAUCCUUUGAAAUUUUUCUGGGUCUCAUAUAUUAUUUUCUGAGAGGGGAACCAGAACUGCACACAGCAUUAGGCAUGUAGUUAAGUACUGGCCUGUUUGUUUACUUUCUUCUUCUUUAUUCAUUUCCUAGUAGUUCCUCAUACUUGAGUUUUUAAAUUUGAGCUGAGCACCAAGCUGUAUUUAUGGCAUUAUCUAUUGUAGCCACAGGAUCUUACUCUUAAGCAGUAAUGAUAAGCUCAGAGGCUGUUGAUUCGUAGGUGAAAGUACGGUUGUUUAUCUCCGUGUAUAUAAUUUUUAUUUAUCUUUGUUGAAUUACAUCUGCCAUUUUAUUUCCUAA